GGUGCCAGACCCAGUCCCUCUCAGGUACGCUGAUCACACAAUGGAUUUGGGGCUCUCUGUUGCUACGUACUUUGUGCUGAUAUUAGUGCUGUUAUAUAUUCUGCACCGGUGGAAUAAAACAAGCUCAGCAAACUUUCCUCCAGGACCAAAAUGUUGGCCGCUGAUCGGGAACUUACAAAUGCUGAAUUUAAAAGACCAGCACCUGACGUAUUUAGAGCUGGCAAAGACCUACGGCUCGGUGUUUAGCGUUCAGAAUGGCAUGAAAAAGACGGUGGUCCUAGUCGGAUAUGAGACCGUAAAAGAUGCUCUUGUCAAUCAUGCUGAAGAGUUUGGAGAGAGGGCGAAAACUGAAAUAUUCAAGGACAUGGACAAGGGGCUGGGACUUACUUUGUCAUAUGGUGAAAACUGGAAAGUAAUGAGAAGAUUUACAAUAACCACGUUACGGGACUUCGGGAUGGGGAAAAGUUCGAUUGAAGAUAAGAUUGUCGAAGAGAGUGCCUACCUGAUUGACCAUAUUGCGUCCUAUAAAGGAAAGCAAUUUAGUGACCUAAUGAUUCUGAAUGGUGCCGUGGCCAAUAUCAUUGUGGCGAUAUUACUGGGAUAUCGUAUGAACUACGAAGAUCCACAAUUUCAGAGACUAUUACGUCUGGCAAAUGAGAAUGUUCGACUUUUAGGAGCUCCGAUGGUUUUGAUAUAUAAUAUGUUUCCAUUCCUGAGAUUCCUCCCCGGCAGUCAUAAAACUAUUCGAAGAAAUGUGGAUGAGUUUCUGGCAUUUAUAAGAAAAACUUUUUUGAAGCAUCUAAAUGACUUGGACGAGAAUGAUCAGAGAAGUUUUAUUGAUGUAUUCUUCGUACGACAAAAAGAUGAGGCAGAGAAAUCACAGAGAUAUUUCCAUGAUGACAAUCUAACAAGACUGAUGAGAUCACUGUUUGCUGCAGGAAUGGAGACAACAUCGACUACUCUUUCCUGGGGUCUGAUGCUGAUGGUAAAAUAUCCACAAAUCCAAGAAAAGGUCCAAGAAGAGAUCUCCAGAGUUGUUGGAUCCGCACAACCAUUGUACAGUCACCGGGUACAAAUGCCCUUUACCAAUGCAGUCGUACACGAGAUCCAGAGGUAUUCUGACAUUCUCCCUCAAGGUGUGGCUCGUGAAACAACUAGAGAUAUAACCUAUAAGGGAUAUUUUAUUCCAAAAGGAACCUUCGUAAUCCCACUUCUCACAUCUGUGCUGAAAGACAAGACCCAAUUUGAGAAACCUCAUGAGUUUUACCCAAAUCAUUUUCUUGACGACAAAGGAAAUUUUAUCAAGAAAGAUGCGUUUAUGCCAUUCUCUGCAGGCCGCAGAGCCUGUGCUGGAGAGACUCUCGCAAGGAUGGAGCUCUUUAUGUUCUUUACAAGCCUGUUACAGAAAUUCACAUUCCGCUUACCACCUGGCGCCAGUCCUGUUGAUCUGACCCCUGGAGAUGGAUUUACAAAAGUACCGAAGAAGCAGAUGAUAUGCGCUGUGCCUCGCUACUGAAAUACAUUUACAAGUCCGACAAAUACUAAGAUCAAGUCAAAUGUUCCAUGACAUCAGAUAUAAAAAGUUACAGUACAGUGACAUCACUGAUCACUGACACUUCACUAUUACAUCAUUAGUUGUAUAAUAAUUCUAUUAAUCUCCGAGAGAAUCACACCCCAUCCUCUAUGCAAUGCCUGACUGAGUCAGUUUCAUAACAUACUUCUAAUAGUACUAAUAUUAGUAAUUCUGUAUUCUGUGGAGUUCAAUAUAUUUAGACAGUAUGAUCAUUUUGAAAUGGUCAUAAUGUUGGUAUGCUUCGCAUUCAUCAUGUUGACACAGUUAAAAUGUUGACAUGAUCUGAAUGUGGACACAACAUUCCUGGUGGUCCAGCGGUGUCUUCCAGGUCUAGCUGUCAGCGCAUGAGAGCUUCUGGAUGAUCCUACAUUGCUUCUGGCAGUGAGGAUCUCUAACCCAUAACCCUCUCCCCAGCGCCUAACCCUAACCCAUCUUUCCCAUUGCCUAACCCUCCUCUCCUGUAGCCUAGCCAUGUCCCUCUGCUGCCACGGCCUAAUGCUAACCACCUCCCCUACCACAGCCUAACCCAGUGGUUUCCAAACUUUUUUGAAUCACGGCGCCCUAGAAUAUCAGAAUUUUUUUCACGGCACCCCUAGGCCAAAAAUUUCUUAUUGAGAAAUUUAGAAAGAAAUAUUACAUUAAGUAGAUGGCGUUUAUAGGUCAUCCUUAGGGUCAGUUGUGUGGUGAGGGACAGGAUUUGCUUCUGUUUGGCCACAUAAUUUAUUACUGGCAGCCACCAGCACUGGUUUUGCCUAUUAUAUUGACCAUGAAUAAUUUGAAUUGGUCCUGGACCACCAACCCAGGGCACCCCUGCAAGUGUCCCGAGGCACCCCAGGGAGCCACGGCACACAGUUUGGGAACCUCUGGCCUAACCACAACCCACCCCUUCUAGCCCUGCCUUCCAGAGCAUAACCCUCCGAUCCCGUCGGAAAAAUAAAAAAAGGACUCAGCUAGUUGAGGAAUCAGUGAUAACUAAAAGAAGUGUUCAGCUGAUGGAAUCAAGAGAUCCUCCAGUCCCAGAACCUAAAGUAGUAGUAUUAGAAUGGUAGAUCCCAGAGCAAAACCUUAAGUAGUGGUAAAGUUAAAAAGGGAAGUUAGAUCAGUUUAAUAACAAUUGGCAAGAAUGUAUUAACAUAUAAUAAUACUGUAACAAAAGCAGUAAAUAGGUAUCUAAGAUAAUAAAACGCCUAAUACCGGUAUACUGUGAGACACCACAAAAACAAAAUCAAAAAGUAAGUUAUAAAAUUUAUAAAACAGAAAUCAGGAAUUGAAAUAUAAAUAGAAAAAAAUAAUCAAAAUAAGAAAAUAUAAAAAAUAAUACAGCGGUAGUAUCUCCUGUAAAAAAAAAACAAUCUAAUACAAUAAUGUCAAUGGCAAUGUUCAGUCUCAAAGACUGUCUAAAAAGUGGGUCCAUAGUAGCAUGAGUAUCUCCACAAAUAUUACUGCAAGUAGUAACAGUAGUAAUUGGUGUCCAAGCAGGUGCUGCUGAAGUAAAAGGGUCCAAAACCUGGGGGGGGCAUAAAGUUGACCAUUUUGACUGCAAAACUGAGGUCUCCAGAAAUGUCUAGUUCCUGGACUCCCAAGCUCCUCUCACCAAUGCGUUUCAUCUUCCAGCUUCUUCAGGGGAUAUUGUUAUUUUUCACUUUCUGAUUUUGUUUUUGUUGUUUCUGUUAGUAUACCGGUAUUAGGUGUUUUUUUACCUUAGAUACCUAUUUACUAAUUUUAUUAUUUCUAUUAUAUAUUAAUAAAUUCCUGCCAAUUGUUAUUAAGCGUAUAUACCUUGCAUUUUUUACUUUACCACUACUAGAGGUUUUGCGCUGGGAUCUACCAUUCUGACCCUCCGAUCCCGUAGCCCUUACCUCUGCUGCCGCAGCCUAACCCUCUGAUCCUUGCAAAAUGUUGACAUUCCACAUGUCGACAUUCUGGAGAUGUGGUCAUGUUGCAUGUUGACAUUUCAACAAUGUCAACAUCAUAACUGUUGACAUUUUGCCUGCAUUGCAUUCUGAGUUAUCAGUGGCAUCAUGUGUAGGGAGAUACUGUAUUACCAUCUGUAUGUUGUUAUGCUAUAUUUUUCCUAAGGCUUAUGUGUACUUGUGACUCAACAUUAACUAAGGUGCUAUGUACACACAGGUGUGUUCCUGUCUCUAUGAGAAGAUCAGUAUAACUAUGUUUUUUGUGUAAUGAAUAUAAAUGUAUAUAAAUGGAUAUAAAAGAAUCAAUAUAUGUAUAAAAAGUAAAUAAAAUUAAUAUAAAUAAUAAAAAAAUAAAUAGUGUCAAAUACAUAAAAAUAAAAUAUGAUAAAUGAAUAUAAAUUAUGGUGAUCGUUUCCGGUGAGCAGUGUGUGUUAAUAAAGAUUGACUUCUA
Messenger RNA from Pseudophryne corroboree (corroboree frog), 3937 nucleotides. Its product is annotated as cytochrome P450 2K4-like. The record is from RefSeq and is a predicted model, not a curated record. NCBI's taxonomy places the organism in Eukaryota, Metazoa, Chordata, Amphibia, Anura, Myobatrachidae. Gene Ontology annotation, biological process: xenobiotic metabolic process. Gene Ontology annotation, molecular function: iron ion binding; heme binding; oxidoreductase activity, acting on paired donors, with incorporation or reduction of molecular oxygen, reduced flavin or flavoprotein as one donor, and incorporation of one atom of oxygen. Gene Ontology annotation, cellular component: intracellular membrane-bounded organelle; cytoplasm. Bases 41 to 1516 code for a protein of 491 amino acids. The transcript has 9 exons.